Molecule: messenger RNA, 2049 nt
Organism: Paramuricea clavata
Lineage: Eukaryota; Metazoa; Cnidaria; Anthozoa; Malacalcyonacea; Plexauridae
Source: the annotation of a GenBank genome assembly
AUGGGUAAAAGUUUUGGACAAGAAUUGGCAUUCGUCCACUUUUUCGUGACGGAAAUGCGAGUCAUAUGGGUUCUGUGGUAUACCAUUUAUAACACCAUUGAAAGUAUAGUUGUCAGCUCUUCCUUAUUUGAUGCUUAUCGAAACAGUGGUGUGACAGAAUGCUUGCACGAGAAAAAGAUCACCGCCGAAGAUAUUGAAGAUUGUGCCCAGUCAGCUUAUAGAAGAUAUUUGGCUACGGGUCCCCAGGUACCUUAUGAAAGAUGCAAUGAAGAUUGCUCGGGAUCGGGAAUUGGCGUAGAGGUUCCUGAGCCCCGGAAUAUACUAUUUUUUAUAACCGUCGUGUUGUUUGGUAUGUACCGUUAAUGAUUGAUGACUGCAAUUUUUGUGUAGGCCUACUACUAUUUAUCCUAGCAAAUCAGCCCUUAAAUUCAAAUAGUCAGUCAAAUUUUGGCUUCGGCAAAUAAUUAUGUAUUGCUCGAUUGUCCACCAUUAUUUCAUAAUAUUAUUAACUAAGGUCCUUAGGUAUAAGAUAUUGUAACUUUAAUGCUAACGGUUUUAACAACAGCAGGCCAAAUCCGUAGCGUCGGGAGACCGAGACAAACUGUUUACAUGCAUGGACAAUAUUUCCAUUCCUCUGCAGAUAGAUUCCUCAAUAUUAUUUUCGUAACCGAGCGACCCUAUUUGCAGACAAGUUUAAAACUUUCGAAUUUUUUCUUCGUCGUGCAGGGUACCGAUAUUGCGUCCCUAAUGUAGAAAUCACACAAAUAUAGAUCCUAACUCAUGCUAGCCUAUAUCUGGUUUACAAUUUAAAAUUUAAUAACUUCGCCAGUUUGUCUGUUAAAUAACAAAAAAGUAUUUCAAAAAAUAUGUUACACUUACACAGGAAUCAAUGCAUGGUCUUCAUGAAUAGUUUCUCGGAAAAAAAAAUAUACUGUACAUUGGAUCUGACAAUUGCCUUAUAUAGAAGCAGGAAUUUUGGCGAAUGGAAGAUACACAACUCCUUGACCGAAUUAAACUCUAAAUUUAAAAUGUUGUUUUUGGCAGGUACUCUAUGCAGGUUCUAAGUACCAUAUCAGUCACGAUUUAGGGGCUGUUGUUACUUUUAGAUUUUUAGAACAAGGAUUAGAUAACGCAUUAGGGUAGGAUUAGUGUUAACGCCUGUUCAAACGAAAGCCAACAUGUUGGUCCAAUAACAUUAUCCGACAUUCUUGGCUGCAACAUGUCAGCCUAACACUUUGAACACGAAUAACAUAACAUUGGAUACUGUUGGCUUGAGUUUAAAAUUUUCAUCCAAAACCUUGCGACAUUGUUGGCCCAGCCGAUUGUUGCACAACUUGGUUUAAGGUUAGAAAUAGGUUUAAGGUUAGGAUUAGAGUUAAGGUUGAGGCAAGGGUUUGGGCUAGGAUUAGGUAAGGAACCCUUAGGUAAGAGUUUGGGCUAGGAUUAGGUGACAGGUGUACUAAGUACUCUAUUACUCACACAACUCCUAUAACGUCCGUUAUAGGAUACCUUCUGGUACUACUCUUGUAUUGUAUCUACCGUCGUCCCAAUUAUCACAAUGGCAGCUACAUUAAAUUUACUCAAAACCUUUACGCAAGCCGAGCGUUCAGAAUUUGUGCCAACUUGAUAUCGGUACUCUCCGUUUUAAUGAUCCUGAUCGGGAUCUUCCUGUUAAUCAGCUACGGAUAUGAUUGGAAAUCUCACGUUGUCGCGUUACUUUUAGUCGUAAUGGAAUCAAGAAGUCUCCUUCUCCAAAAGAGUGAUGGCUUCGACAUUAAUUCCGAAAAAUUUUGUGCGAUAGAGAUCUGUCACGGAAAUUGGAUAACAUGGGUUAUCAACUUCUUCUUCACUUCCAAUGCUGUACUCUUGGAUGAAAUGGAGGUGCAAGUUAUGAAAAAAGGUCUCCCAGGUCACGUGGCAGCAGCUGAUGAGCAUGAUGAUGGAUGUUCGUCUUGCUUAGCUUGGCAACCACUCAGUGACCAAAGCCUCAACGAAUUUCUUGCAACGAAGAAUGAAAAUAUUGGUCAUCAAAAUAAUGGCACAGUUUAG